Psylliodes chrysocephalus is the source of this 507-nucleotide messenger RNA. NCBI's taxonomy places the organism in Eukaryota, Metazoa, Arthropoda, Insecta, Coleoptera, Chrysomelidae. The record is from the annotation of a GenBank genome assembly.
AUGAAGUCACUGGUAGUGUUCACCUUUUUUGCAUUUGCUUCUGCUCGUGCUUCCUAUAUACAUCACAUACCACCACCUCCACCACCACCAAUAGCUGUUGUUGGACCCAGCGAGCCAGGCACUAUUCUCCAAGGACCUUCAGUUAAAUCUACAGUUACAGGACCUGAUGGCACUACCAUUAUUGGAUCUGCUUCUGGGGGUACCAUUGUAGCGCCACCCAAACCAGGUGGUGUAAUUACUGCUGCUGUCAGUCCAGGAAUCAUUGCACCAAUUGCACCAGUUCACCCAGUCCACCCAAUCCACCCAAUUUUGCAUCUUGCUCCUAUUGCUAUACCAAAGAUAAUUGCUCCGGCACCUGUUAUAAUUGCCGGUCCUCCUCCUCCACCUGCUAUUGUGGCUGCUCCUUUAAUACCUCCCCCCAAUGUGAUAGUAGCUGGACCAUCAGGAACUAUUGCAACUGGAGGUGUAGGAGUAGUUGCAAAAAUUAUUACCAAACCACAUUGGUAA